Molecule: messenger RNA, 804 nt
Organism: Phaeodactylum tricornutum CCAP 1055/1
Lineage: Eukaryota; Bacillariophyta; Bacillariophyceae; Surirellales; Neidiaceae
Exons: 1
Coding region: 1-804 (267 amino acids)
Molecular function (GO): phosphatase activity
Source: RefSeq, a predicted model, not a curated record
AUGGUGGUAGAAUCAUCAGAGCUCGAUAAACCUGCCACUCGGAUCAAAGCAGUCCUCUUUGAUUUGGACGGAACACUGCUGGAUACGGAAGCCUUGAGCGACAAGGCGAUUUUGGAAGUAUUGGGUCCUUCGUUAGUGCCCGCCAGAGUCUGGAAGGAAUGCCAAGAAGACAACGUUCGAAUGCCUUGGGAGCUAAAAAAGCAACUCCUGGGAUUGCGAGGAUCCGAGUGGGCUCCCAAAGUCAUCAAAUAUGCUCACGAAAAGUGGAACGUUCCCCUGGACGACACGCGUACAGCCAUGACCGUCCAAGGCCUUUGGAACGGUUGGGAAGAGGCUUUGAAUCGACUGUGUGAAGAAGUCGAAGCGUGUCCAGGAGCUGCAGAGCUGGUCACACAGCUCGCUAGGGUCGGACUACCCAUGGCCUUGGCAACGUCGAGUCGUCAGUCGGCCGUCGACAAAAAGCGAAAACGUCACGGAACCAUGUUUCAGCACAUUCAAGCGAUAGUCCCGGGAGAUCAUCCAGCGGUCCAGAAUGGAAAGCCCGCUCCGGAUAUUUACCUGGAAGCGGCGCGGCAAUUGGGGAUGGAUCCCACGGAAUGCCUAGUAUUCGAAGAUGCGUUGUCAGGAGUAAGAUCAGGCAAAGCGGCUGGCUGUACAGUCGUCGCAGUUCCAGACCCACGAUUUUCCAGUGAAGAAAAGCAAGCAUUCCAGGACGAAGCUGAUGUCGUGGUCAGUAGUCUCUGGGAUUUCGACGGUCGUCGCUGGGGAAUCGAUGUCCACCUUGCAAAGCGGACCGCUGGUUAG